Molecule: messenger RNA, 8474 nt
Organism: Echinops telfairi (small Madagascar hedgehog)
Lineage: Eukaryota; Metazoa; Chordata; Mammalia; Afrosoricida; Tenrecidae
Gene: EP300
Product: E1A binding protein p300
Exons: 31
Coding region: 91-7383 (2430 amino acids)
Biological process (GO): positive regulation of transcription by RNA polymerase II
Cellular component (GO): nucleus; transcription regulator complex; histone acetyltransferase complex
Molecular function (GO): zinc ion binding; chromatin DNA binding; transcription coactivator activity
Source: RefSeq, a predicted model, not a curated record
CCCCAGGGAGCAGGGCGGGGGCCCGGGGCCGAAGAGGAGAUCGCCCGAGACUUCACCUUUUCCUCGCCCGUCGCUUCGAAAGAAUUAAAAAUGGCCGAGAAUGUGGUGGAACCCGGGCCGCCUUCAGCGAAGCGGCCUAAACUCUCGUCCCCGGCCCUCUCGGCGUCGGCCAGCGACGGCACAGAUUUCGGCUCUCUAUUUGACUUGGAGCAUGACUUACCAGAUGAAUUAAUCAACUCUACAGAAUUGGGACUAACCAAUGGUGGUGAUAUUAGUCAGCUUCAGACAAGUCUUGGCAUGGUUCAAGAUGCAGCCUCUAAACAUAAACAGCUGUCAGAAUUGCUGCGAUCUGGUAGUUCCCCUAACCUCAAUAUGGGAGUUGGUGGCCCAGGCCAAGCCAUGGCCAACCAGCCCCAACAGAAUAGUCCUGGAUUGGGUUUGAUAAAUAGCAUGGUCAAAAGCCCAAUGACACCAGCAGGCUUGACUUCUCCCAAUAUGGGAAUGGGCACCGGUGGGCCCAAUCAAGGUCCCACACAGCCUGCAACAGGUAUGAUGAACAGUCCAGUAAAUCAGCCUGCCAUGGGAAUGAACACAGGGAUGAAUGCUGGCAUGAAUCCUGGAAUGUUGGCUGCAGGCAAUGGACAGGGGAUGAUGCCUAAUCAAGUCAUGAAUGGUUCAAUUGGAGGAGGCCGGGGGCGACCCAAUAUGCAGUACCCAAACCCACCAAUGGGAAAUGCUGGCAACCUACUGACUGAGCCACUGCAGCAGGGCUCUCCCCAGAUGGGAGGACAAGCUGGAUUGAGAGGCCCCCAGCCUCUUAAGAUGGGAAUGAUAAGCAACCCAAAUCCUUAUGGUUCACCGUACACUCAGAAUUCUGGCCAGCAGAUUGCAGCUAGUGGCCUGGGUCUUCAGAUUCAGACAAAGACUGUACUACCAAAUAACUUAUCUCCAUUUGCGAUGGACAAAAAGGCAGUUCCUGGUGGAGGAAUGCCCAACAUGGGUCAGCAGCAGGCCCCACAGGUCCAGCAGCCAGGUCUGGUGACUCCAGUCGCCCAUGGGAUGGGUUCUGGAGCACACACAGCUGAUCCGGAGAAGCGAAAGCUCAUCCAGCAGCAGCUGGUUCUUCUUUUGCACGCUCACAAGUGCCAGCGCCGGGAGCAGGCCAAUGGGGAAAUGAGGCCAUGCAACCUUCCCCACUGUCGCACCAUGAAGAAUGUCCUCAACCACAUGACCCACUGUCAGUCAGGCAAGUCCUGCCAAGUGGCACAUUGUGCAUCUUCUCGACAAAUCAUUUCACACUGGAAGAAUUGUACACGGCAUGAUUGUCCUGUGUGUCUCCCUCUUAAAAAUGCCGGGGAUAAGAGAAACCAACAGUCAAUUUUGACUGGAGCAGCCGUUGGACUUGGAAAUGCUGGUUCUCUAGGAGUGGGCCAACAGUCUACCCCUAGCCUAAGUACUGUCAGUCAAAUUGACCCCAGCUCUAUAGAACGAGCCUAUGCAGCUCUUGGACUACCUUAUCAAGUUAAUCAGAUGCCAGCACAAGCCCAGGUACAAGCAAAAAGCCAGCCCAACCAGCCGUCUGGGCAGUCUCCCCAAGGCAUGCGACCCAUGGGCAACAUGAAUGCUAGUCCCAUGGGAGUAAAUGGAGGCGUAGGUGUUCAAACACCAAAUCUACUUCCAGACUCUAUGUUGCAUUCAGCCAUAAAUUCUCAAAACCCAAUGAUGAAUGAAAAUGCCAGUGUGGCCUCUCUGGGUCCUAUGCCAACAGCAGCUCAACCAUCCAGUACUGGGAUUCGGAAACAGUGGCAUGAAGAUAUUACUCAGGAUCUCCGAAAUCAUCUUGUUCACAAACUCGUUCAAGCCAUAUUUCCCACUCCGGACCCUGCUGCUUUAAAAGACAGACGGAUGGAAAAUCUAGUUGCAUAUGCUCGAAAAGUGGAAGGGGACAUGUAUGAAUCUGCAAAUACUCGGGCGGAGUACUAUCACUUGCUUGCGGAAAAGAUAUAUAAAAUUCAAAAAGAACUAGAAGAAAAACGAAGGACUAGACUGCAGAAACAGAGCAUGCUCCCAAAUCCUGCAGGCAUGGUUCCAGUUCCCAUGAAUCCAGGGCCUAACAUGGGACAACCACAAUCAGGAAUGACUUCCAAUGGUCCUUUAUCUGACCCAACUAUGAUCCGUGGCAGUGUGCCAAACCAGAUGAUGUCCCGGAUAAGUGCACAGCCGAGUGCUCGUUCUCAUACGGUGCAUGUGUUCACAGAUAUGAAUCAAUUUGGCCAGAUGGGCAUGGCUCAGCCACCGAUGGGCCCCCGGCAAACCUCUCCUCUACAGCACCACGGACAGUUGGGGCAGCCUGGAACACUCAACCCGCCUCUGGGCUACGGGCCUCGCAUGCAGCAGCCUUCCAACCAGAGCCAGUUCCUUCCCCAGACUCCGUUCUCAGCUCCGGGAAUGAAUGUAUCCAGUAUGCCUUUGGGGCAGUCCAGCGGGCAAGCACCUGUGUCACAAGCACAAAUGUCCAGUUCUUCCUGCCCAGUGAACUCCCCUAUAAUGCCCCCAGGGUCUCAGGGGAGUCACCUUCACUGCCCCCCACUUUCUCAACAAGCCCUGCAUCAGAAUUCACCCUCCCCUGUACCAAGUCGAACCCCAACCCCUCACCAUACACCACCAAGCAUAGGAGCUCAGCAGCCACCAGCAGCAGCAAUUCCAGCCCCAGUUCCUACUCCUCCAGCAAUGCCACCUGUGCCACCAUCCCAGGCUCUCCACCCCCCUCCAAGACAGAGUCCCACCCCACCAACAACGCAACUUCCUCCUCAAGUUCAACCUGCACUUCCUGUUGCCCCUUCGUCUGACCAGCCCCAGCAGCAGCCACUUUCCCAGCAGAGUACAACGGCGGCCUCUUCCACACCAACAAGCGCUUUGCAGGCCCCACAGCCGACCUCUCCACUUUCCCAGCCAGGUAUAAGCAUUGAAGGUCAGGUAUCCAACCCUCCCUCUACUAGUAGCACCGAAGUGAAUUCUCAGACCAUUCCUGAGAAACAACCUUCCCAAGAAGUGAAAAUGGAGGCUAAAAUGGAAGUGGAACAACCAGAACCUGCAGAUGCUCAGCCUGAGGAUAUUCCAGAGACAAAAUCGGAAGAUUGUAAAGUGGAAUCUACAGAAACCGAAGAGAGAAGCACUGAAAUAAAAGCUGAAGCAAAAGAGGAGGAGGACCAGCCAAGUACCUCAGCCACCCAGUCAUCUCCAGCCCCAGGACAGUCUAAGAAAAAGAUUUUCAAACCUGAAGAGUUACGGCAGGCAUUGAUGCCAACAUUGGAGGCACUUUACCGGCAGGAUCCAGAAUCCCUUCCCUUUCGUCAGCCUGUGGAUCCUCAACUUCUAGGAAUCCCUGAUUAUUUUGAUAUUGUUAAGAGUCCCAUGGAUCUGUCUACCAUCAAGAGAAAGUUAGACACUGGACAGUAUCAAGAACCUUGGCAAUAUGUGGAUGACAUUUGGCUUAUGUUCAAUAAUGCUUGGUUGUAUAAUCGGAAGACAUCGCGGGUGUACAAAUACUGCUCCAAGCUGUCUGAGGUCUUUGAACAAGAAAUUGACCCAGUUAUGCAAAACCUUGGGUAUUGUUGUGGCAGAAAGUUGGAAUUCUCUCCACAGACACUGUGUUGCUAUGGCAAACAGUUAUGUACAAUCCCUCGAGAUGCCACUUACUACAGUUACCAGAACAGGUAUCAUUUCUGUGAGAAGUGUUUCAAUGAAAUCCAAGGGGAGAGCGUUUCUUUGGGGGAUGACCCUUCCCAGCCUCAAACUACAAUAAAUAAAGAACAGUUUUCCAAGAGAAAAAACGACACACUGGAUCCUGAAUUGUUUGUCGAGUGCGCUGAGUGUGGAAGGAAGAUGCACCAGAUCUGUGUUCUCCAUCAUGAGGUCAUCUGGCCAGCUGGUUUUAUCUGUGAUGGCUGUUUAAAGAAAAUUGGACGAACUAGAAAAGAAAAUAAGUUUUCUGCUAAAAGGUUGCCAUCUACCAGACUUGGUACUUUUCUGGAGAAUCGUGUGAAUGACUUUUUGAGGCGACAAAAUCACCCUGAGUCAGGAGAAGUUACAGUUCGGGUAGUUCAUGCUUCUGACAAAACUGUGGAAGUCAAACCCGGCAUGAAAGCAAGGUUUGUAGAUAGUGGUGAGAUGGCAGAGUCCUUCCCAUAUCGAACCAAAGCCCUCUUUGCCUUUGAAGAAAUUGACGGCGUUGAUCUGUGCUUCUUUGGCAUGCAUGUUCAAGAGUAUGGCUCUGACUGCCCUCCGCCCAAUCAGAGGAGAGUAUACAUCUCUUACCUGGACAGUGUCCAUUUCUUCCGCCCUAAAUGCUUGAGGACUGCUGUCUAUCAUGAAAUUCUAAUUGGAUAUUUAGAGUAUGUCAAGAAAUUGGGCUACACAACAGGACAUAUUUGGGCAUGUCCCCCAAGUGAGGGAGACGACUACAUCUUCCAUUGUCACCCACCUGACCAGAAGAUCCCCAAACCCAAGCGACUGCAGGAGUGGUAUAAAAAGAUGCUUGACAAGGCUGUGUCGGAGCGGAUUGUCCACGACUACAAGGACAUUUUCAAACAAGCUACUGAAGAUCGGUUAACCAGUGCAAAGGAAUUGCCUUACUUUGAGGGGGACUUUUGGCCCAAUGUGCUGGAAGAGAGCAUCAAAGAGCUGGAACAGGAGGAAGAAGAGAGAAAGCGAGAGGAGAACACCAGCAAUGAAAGCACAGAUGUGACCAAGGGAGAUAGCAAAAAUGCCAAAAAGAAGAAUAACAAGAAAACGAGCAAAAACAAGAGUAGCCUGAGUAGGGGAAACAAGAAGAAGCCCGGCAUGCCCAGCGUGUCCAACGACCUCUCGCAGAAGCUCUAUGCCACCAUGGAGAAGCACAAAGAGGUCUUUUUUGUGAUCCGCCUCAUCGCUGGCCCUGCUGCCAACUCCCUGCCUCCCAUCGUGGACCCUGAUCCCCUCAUCCCCUGUGAUCUGAUGGACGGGCGCGACGCUUUUCUCACUCUUGCAAGGGACAAGCACCUGGAGUUCUCAUCCUUAAGGAGAGCCCAGUGGUCCACCAUGUGCAUGCUGGUGGAGCUACACACCCAAAGCCAGGACCGCUUUGUCUACACCUGCAACGAGUGCAAGCACCACGUGGAGACGCGCUGGCACUGCACCGUCUGCGAGGAUUACGACUUGUGCAUCACCUGCUAUAACACUAAGAACCAUGACCACAAAAUGGAGAAACUAGGUCUCGGCUUAGAUGAUGAGAGUAGCAACCAACAGGCUGCAGCCACCCAGAGCCCAGGAGACUCUCGCCGCUUGAGCAUCCAGCGCUGCAUCCAGUCUCUGGUCCACGCCUGUCAGUGCCGCAACGCCAACUGCUCCCUGCCCUCUUGCCAGAAAAUGAAGCGGGUUGUGCAACACACCAAGGGUUGCAAGCGAAAAACCAAUGGUGGGUGCCCCAUUUGCAAGCAGCUCAUUGCCCUCUGCUGCUACCACGCCAAGCACUGCCAGGAGAACAAGUGCCCUGUGCCCUUCUGCCUCAAUAUCAAGCAAAAGCUCCGGCAGCAGCAGCUGCAGCACCGCCUCCAGCAGGCCCAGAUGCUCCGCAGGAGGAUGGCCAGCAUGCAGCGGACUGGUGUGGUGGGCCAGCAACAGGGUCUGCCCUCCCCGACACCCGCCACCCCAACCACCCCAACUGGCCAGCAGCCAGCCACCCCACAGACCCCCCAACCCCAGCCCACUUCUCAACCCCAGCCCACUCCUCCCAACAGCAUGCCUCCCUACCUGCCCAGAACUCAAGCUCCUGGCCCUGUGUCCCAGGGCAAGGCUGCAGGCCAGGUGACCCCACCAACCCCACCUCAGACUGCUCAGCCACCCCUCUCAGGGCCUCCACCUGCAGCAGUGGAGAUGGCAAUGCAGAUUCAGAGGGCAGCCGAGACGCAACGCCAGAUGGCCCACGUGCAAAUUUUUCAAAGGCCAGUCCAGCACCAGGUGCCCCAGAUAACUCAAAUGCCCCCAAUGGGUAUGAAUCCACCCCCCAUGGCCAGAGGUCCCAGUGGACACUUGGAACAGGGGAUGGGGCCCACAGGGAUGCAGCAACAGCCACCGUGGGCCCAGGGAGGAUUGCCUCAACCCCAGCAGCUCCAGUCUGGGAUGCCAAGGCCGGCCAUGAUGUCAGUGGCUCAGCAUGGCCAGCCCUUGAACAUGGCUCCCCAACCAGGACUGGGCCAGGUCGGCGUGAGCCCCCUCAAACCAGGCAGCACUGUGUCUCAACAAGCCUUACAAAACCUCUUGCGGACUCUCAGGUCUCCCAGCUCUCCCCUGCAGCAGCAACAGGUGCUUAGUAUCCUUCACGCCAAUCCCCAGCUGUUGGCUGCAUUCAUCAAGCAGCGGGCAGCCAAGUAUGCCAACUCCAAUCCACAGCCCCUCCCUGGGCAGCCAGGCAUGCCCCAGGGCCAGCCCGUGCUGCAGCCACCUACCAUGCCAGGCCAGCAGGGGGUCCACUCCAACCCAGCCAUGCAGAACAUGAACCCCAUGCAGGCAGGUGUCCAGAGAACUGGCCUGCCCCAGCAGCAGCCGCAGCAGCUUCCACCACCCAUGGGAGGCAUGAGCCCCCAGGCUCAGCAAAUGAACAUGAAUCACAACACCAUGCCUUCACAGUUCCGAGACAUCUUGAGACGACAGCAGAUGAUGCAGCAGCAGCAGCAGGGUGCAGGGCCAGGAAUAGGCCCUGGAAUGGCCAACCAUAACCAGUUCCAGCAACCCCAGGGAGUUGGCUAUCCACCGCAGCAACAACAGCAACAGCAACGGAUGCAGCAUCACAUGCAGCAGAUGCAGCAAGGGAAUAUGGGACAGAUGGGCCAGCUUCCCCAAGCCUUGGGCGCUGAGGCUGGAGCCAGCCUACAAGCCUAUCAGCAGCGACUCCUUCAGCAGCAGAUGGGGUCCCCUGCUCAGCCCAACCCUAUGAGCCCCCAGCAGCACAUGCUCCCAAACCAGGCCCAGUCCCCACACUUACAAGGCCAGCAGAUCCCUCCUUCUCUCUCCAAUCAAGUGCGCUCCCCGCAACCUGUUCCUUCUCCACGGCCACAGUCCCAGCCCCCCCACUCCAGUCCUUCCCCACGGAUGCAACCUCAGCCUUCUCCGCACCACGUAUCCCCACAGACCAGCUCCCCGCACCCCGGACUGGUAGCGACCCAGGCCAACCCCAUGGAGCAAGGGCAUUUUGCCAACCCGGACCAGAAUGCAAUGCUUUCUCAGCUCGCUAGCAAUCCAGGCAUGGCAAACCUCCACGGUGCAAGCGCCACGGACCUUGGACUCGGCGCCGAGAGCUCAGACUUGAAUCCAAGCCUCUCGCAGAGUACACUAGACAUACACUAGAGACACCUUGUAGUAUUUUGGGAGCAAAAAAAUUAUUUUCUCUUAACAAGACUUUUUGUACUGAAAACAAUUUUUUUGAAUCUUUCUUAGCCUAAAAGACAAUUUUCCUUGGAACACAUGAGAACUGUGUAGUAACUGUUUGUGGUUUAAAGCAAACAUGCAAGAUGAACCUGAGGGAUGGUAGAAUAAAGAAUAUAUUUUUGUUAUGGCUGGUUAUUGAGCCGGUCCUUUCCCCUGUGUGUGUGGUUCAGAUGUGCACUGGGAGGGCACUGAGGUCUGUGACGCCAACUACGUGCUCUCCUCCUUGCACCUCCAAUAGGUUUUAUUAUUUUUUUUAAAUUAAUGAAAAUAUGUAAUAUUAAUAGUUAUUAUUUACUGGUGCAGAUGGUUGACAUUUUUCCCUAUUUUCCUCACUUUAUGGAAGAGUUAAAAACAAAAACGAACAUUUCUAAAACCAGAGGACAAAAGGGGUUAAUGUUACUUUAAAAUUACAUUCUAUAUAUAUAUAAAUAUAUAUAAAUAUAUAUUAAAAUACCAAUUUUUUUUCUCUGGGUGCAAAGAUGUUCAUUCUUUUUAAAAUGUUAAAAAAAAAAUCCUUUCCCUUCCCUUAAGUCAACUUUUGUGCUCCAGAAAAUUUUCUAUUUCGUAAGUCUUGAGCGUAAAACUUCAAGUAUUAAAAUAAUUUGUACAUGUAGAAAGAAAAAUGACUUUUUCAAAAUAUACAGGGGCAGCUGCCAAAUUGAUGUAUUAUAUAUUGUGGUUUCUGUUUCUUGAAAGAAUUUUUUUUUUUCUCGUUAUUUUUACAUCUAACAAAGGAACAAAUUAAAAAGAGGGUAAGAAACGAUUCCGGUGGGAUGAUUUUAACAUGCAAAGUGUCCCUGGGGUUUCUUUGCUUGCUUUCUUCCUCCUUAUCCUGCCCCCUCCCACACACACACUUUCUGUAAAACUUGAAAAUAGAAAGCAAAAACCCUCAACUGUUGUAAAUCAUGCAAUUAAAGUUGAUUACUUAUAAAUAUGAACUUUGGAUCACUGUAUAGACUGUUAAAUUUGAUUUCUUAUUACCUAUUGUUAAAUAAACUGUGUGAGACAGA